Messenger RNA from Microsporum canis CBS 113480, 2049 nucleotides. RefSeq names its product glucosamine-fructose-6-phosphate aminotransferase. NCBI's taxonomy places the organism in Eukaryota, Fungi, Ascomycota, Eurotiomycetes, Onygenales, Arthrodermataceae. Gene Ontology annotation, biological process: fructose 6-phosphate metabolic process; UDP-N-acetylglucosamine metabolic process; protein N-linked glycosylation. The transcript is spliced from 3 exons. The coding region runs from base 1 to 2049 and encodes 682 amino acids. The record is from RefSeq and is a predicted model, not a curated record. Gene Ontology annotation, molecular function: L-glutamine:D-fructose-6-phosphate transaminase (isomerizing) activity; carbohydrate derivative binding.
AUGGUGAGUCUGGUCUGCAUGGCCACGUUGUGCGGCCGCCUCUCCCGGCUCGAGUACCGUGGAUACGACUCGGCCGGCAUAGCGGUCGACGGCGACAAGAAGAACGAGGUCUUUGCCUUCAAGGAGGUCGGCAAGGUCGCGAAGCUCAAGGAGCUCAUCGACUCCUCCAAGCCUGACCUCUCCAAGACCUUCGAGUCCCACGUCGGUAUCGCCCACACCAGAUGGGCCACCCACGGCUCCCCUUCCAGAAUCAACUGCCACCCCCACCGAUCCGACCCCAAGUGGGAGUUUGCCAUCGUGCACAAUGGCAUCAUCACCAACUACAAGGAGCUCAAGGCCCUGCUCGAGUCCAAGGGCUUCCGCUUCGAGACCGACACCGACACAGAGUGCAUCGCCAAACUGGCCAAGUAUCUGUACGACCUCCACCCGGACAUCGACUUCACCGUCCUCGCCAAGGCGGUCGUCAAGGAGCUCGAGGGCGCCUUUGGUCUGCUCAUGAAGUCCGUGCACUACCCCCAUGAAGUCAUUGCCGCCCGCAAGGGUUCCCCCCUGGUCAUCGGUGUCCGCACGGAGAAGAAGAUGAAGGUCGACUUUGUCGACGUCGAGUACUCGGAAGACGGCGCUGCCCUGCCCGCCGAGGAGGCCUCCCAGAACGCCGCCAUCAAGAAGUCGGCCACCAACCUGCUCGCCCCUCCAGACAAGAGCCUGCUUCACCGCUCCCAGUCUCGAGCCUUCCUCUCGGACGACGGCGUGCCCCAGCCAGCAGAGUUCUUCCUCUCCUCUGAUCCCUCCGCCAUCAUCGAGCACACCAAGAAGGUCCUCUACCUCGAGGACGACGACAUCGCCCACAUCCACGAGGGCCAGCUCAACAUCCACCGUCUCAACAAGAACGAUGGCACCUCCAACGUCCGUGCCAUCCAGACCAUCGAGCUCGAGCUCCAGGAGAUCAUGAAGGGCAAGUUCGACCACUUCAUGCAAAAGGAGAUCUUCGAGCAGCCCGAGUCCGUCGUCAACACCAUGCGUGGCCGUCUCGACGCCGAGAACGGCAAGGUCACCCUCGGUGGCCUCCGCCAGUACAUCUCCACCAUCCGUCGCUGCCGCCGCAUCAUCUUCAUCGCCUGCGGGACCAGCUACCACUCCUGCAUGGCCGUCCGCGGUGUCUUCGAGGAGCUGACCGAGAUCCCCAUCUCCGUCGAGCUGGCCUCUGACUUCCUCGACCGCGAGGCCCCCGUCUUCCGUGACGACACCUGCGUCUUCGUCUCGCAGUCCGGCGAGACCGCAGACUCCCUCAACGCCCUCCGCUACUGUCUCGAGCGCGGUGCCCUCACCGUCGGCUUCGUCAACGUCGUCGGCUCCUCCAUCUCCCUCCUCACCCACUGCGGCGUCCACAUCAACGCCGGCCCCGAGAUCGGUGUCGCCUCCACCAAGGCCUACACCUCCCAGUUCGUCGCCAUGGUCAUGUUCGCCCUCUCCCUCAGCGAGGACCGUGCCUCCAAGAAGCAGCGCCGCGAGGAGAUCAUCAAGGGCCUCGGCCUCGUCUCCAACCAGUUCAGAGAGAUCCUCAAGCUCAGCGAGCCCAUCAAGGAGAUGUGCGCCAAGUUCUUCAAGAACCAAAAGUCCCUUCUCCUCCUCGGCCGUGGAGCCCAGCACGCCACCGCCCUCGAGGGUGCCCUCAAGAUCAAGGAAAUCUCCUACCUCCACUGCGAGGCCGUCAUGUCCGGUGAACUCAAGCACGGUGUCCUCGCCCUCGUCGACGAGCACCUGCCCAUCAUCAUGAUCCUGACCAGAGACAACCUCUUCGCCAAGUCCCUCAACGCCUACCAGCAGGUCAUCGCUCGUGCCGGCCGGCCCAUCGUCAUCUGCAACCCAGACGACGAGGAGUUCCCCGCCUCCGAGACAGAGCGUAUCCAGAUCCCCCGCACCGUCGACUGUCUGCAGGGUCUCCUCAACGUCAUCCCGCUACAGCUCAUUGCCUACUGGCUUGCCGUCGGCGAAGGCCUCAACGUCGAUUUCCCCCGUAACCUCGCCAAGUCGGUUACCGUCGAGUAA